Pleuronectes platessa (European plaice) is the source of this 3316-nucleotide messenger RNA. Its product is annotated as E-selectin. Bases 135 to 2834 code for a protein of 899 amino acids. Gene Ontology annotation, cellular component: membrane. The transcript has 16 exons. Gene Ontology annotation, biological process: cell adhesion; negative regulation of complement activation, classical pathway. The record is from RefSeq and is a predicted model, not a curated record. NCBI's taxonomy places the organism in Eukaryota, Metazoa, Chordata, Actinopteri, Pleuronectiformes, Pleuronectidae.
CCUGGAGCAGGCCGAUGAAGUGUAUAAAAGCCAGCGCCUCCGCACAUCCAACACAGAACCAUCUCAUCCCCACACACACUGAGUAUAAUUCGAUACUAUAAGUCUUCAGAAGGUCAUUAGACAUAUCAAUUAAAAUGGAGUUCUGCUUUGGAUUAUUUCCGACACGUGGAUCCAAGAUCUCAUGGAUCAGCCAGAUGCUUCUUUGUUCAAUGCUGUGCAUGUGGACUACUGUGGAGAGCUGGUCUUACUUCUACUCCAAUACCACUAUGGAUUGGGAGCAUGCUAGAUCCUGGUGCAGGAAGCACUACACGGACAUGGUGGCCAUCCAGAACCAGGACGAGAUCGGGCAUCUCAACGCCUGGCUGCCCAGGCAACGCAAUUACUACUGGAUUGGGAUCCGCAAGAUCAACGAUGACUGGACCUGGGUGGGCACCAACAAGACUCUGACAGCAGAAGCAUCCAGCUGGGCAGAGGGUGAACCAAACAACCGCAAGCAGAAGGGUUCCAGGGAGAGCGAGGACUGUGUGGAGAUGUACAUAAAGAGGGAGACGCAGCCAGGCAAGUGGAAUGAUGAGAGGUGCGGGAAGAAGAAGACCGCUCUGUGCUUCGCAGCGGCCUGUAAGAAUGACUCAUGUGGCUAUGGAGACUGCGUGGAAACCAUCAACAGCCACACGUGUGCUUGUUUCGAGGGCUUUUAUGGAGAGAAGUGUGAAAAGGUUGUUAAGUGCGACAAGGAGAAGGUCACUGUCCCUUAUAAAGGAAGUGUAAAAUGCACUCACAAGUAUGGAAACUUCUCCUUCGACUCAUCGUGCGAGUAUUCCUGUGAGGAAGGAUACGAGCUGAGUAUGUCGAGACCCCUGAGAUGCACCGGCUCCAAAGAGUGGUCGGACCAGCCUCCUACAUGUGAAGCCGUCCAGUGUCCGGAGCUGAGUCGUCCUGAAGGAGGAUCCAUGGAUUGCUUCGCUCCUCUGGGCCCCUCCAGGUACCAGACCACCUGUGUGUUUGCCUGUGACGAGGGCUUCAUCCAAGCUGGUUCCUCCUCUGACCCUCUGCAAUGUGAGGCAUCAGGACGUUGGAAUGCCACGCAGCCGUCUUGUGUUGCAAUCACCUGUCAGAAUCCAGAGGGAGCUCCUCACCUGAUCACCACGUGCAGCCGCUCUUCCUCUGAGCUGCGGCUAGGCUCCACCUGCAGCUUUGACUGUGGAGCCGGCUUUGUGCUGCAGGGAGCCGACAACGUCCAGUGUUCUGGUGACGGGCGGUGGAGUAGAGCCAUACCCACCUGCAAAGAAAUGGAAUGUCCUGCCCCCGAGAUUCCAUCAAGUGGCCGCAUCUUCUGCAGCCUCCCUCUGUCCUCAUCUGCAUCUCCCGAGACCCCCCAUCCACUUGGUAUGGUCUGCAAUUUUACCUGUGAUGAAGGCCACGAGUUGGAAGGUGCUCCCAGCAUGGAGUGUGAUCAUCCAGGCCAGUGGACCUCCUCACCACCCACCUGCACAGUUGUUAAGUGUGACAGGGAGGAGGUAACCGUCCCUUAUAAAGGAAGUGUCAACUGCUCUCACAAGUAUGGAAACUUCUCCUUCGACUCAUCGUGCGAGUAUUCCUGUGAGGAAGGAUACGAGCUGAGUAUGUCGAGACCCCUGAGAUGCACCGGCUCCAAAGAGUGGUCGGACCAGCCUCCUACAUGUGAAGCCGUCCAGUGUCUGGAGCUGAGUCGUCCUGAAGGAGGAUCCAUGGAUUGCUUCGCUCCUCUGGGCCCCUCCAGGUACCAGACCACCUGUGUGUUUGCCUGUGACGAGGGCUUCGUCCAAGCUGGUUCCUCCUCUGACACUCUGCAAUGUGAGGCAUCAGGACGUUGGAAUGCCACGCAGCCGUCUUGUGUUGCAAUCACCUGUCAGAAUCCAGAGGGAGCUCCUCACCUGAUCAACACGUGCAGCAGCUCUUCCUCUGAGCUGCGGCUAGGCUCCACCUGCAGCUUUGACUGUGGAGCCGGCUUUGUGCUGCAGGGAGCCGACACCGUCCAGUGUGCUGGUGACGGGCGGUGGAGUAGAACCAUACCCACCUGCAAAGAAAUGGAAUGUCCUGCCCCCGAGAUUCCAUCAAGUGGCCGCAUCUUCUGCAGCCUCCCUCUGUCCUCAUCUGCAUCUCCCGAGACCCCCCAUCCACUUGGUAUGGUCUGCAAUUUUACCUGUGAUGAAGGCCACGAGUUGGAAGGUGCUCCCAGCAUGGAGUGUGAUCAUCCAGGCCAGUGGACCUCCUCACCACCCACCUGCACAGCCGUCCAGUGUCUGGAGCUGACUCGUCCUGAAGGAGGAUCCAUGGAUUGCUUCGCUCCUCUGGGCCCCUCCAGGUACCAGACCACCUGUGUGUUUGCCUGUGACGAGGGCUUCGUCCAAGCUGGUUCCUCCUCUGACCCUCUGCAAUGUGAGGCAUCAGGACGUUGGAAUGCCACGCAGCCGUCUUGUGUUGCUCUAAGGUGCCCGUCGCUCGAGGCUCCAGAAAAUGGUCACAUCAACUGCUCAAACAGCGAUCCCGUGUUCAACACUCAGUGCUCCUUCACGUGCACCCCAGAAUACUCACUGGAUGGGCAUGAGCUGCUGAACUGUGAUCGCCAUGGCAACUGGACUGGGGAGAGACCCACCUGCCAAGCUUCCCCAUCCAAGUUGAGUGCUAUAACUUCUGGUGUGGCAGCAGGGGGCGCUCUGCUAAGUGGUCUGUCUCUUGCUUUUUGGAUCCUGAAACGACUGAAACUGAGGAAAGACACAUUUGAGCUGAGCAGUAACUCCGACAUAGAGGCCCCUCCCCAGGUCUACAAAAACAGCCUUGACAGUCUCAUAUAGAGAUACACUCAGGAUCUUCAGGGCCAACUAAGGACAACGAUAGGCUGUGUGUCUUUAACUUAUCUGUGUGUGAGUCACUGGACAUGGUAAUGUCCUCAAUGUGAAUCCUCGUUAUUUGUAUAAAGCUUGUUUGAGUUCGAUAACAGGAAAACCGCAGUAUGUCAAAGCUAUCAGUGGUGAGAAGAAAUGUUUUCUUUAGAACUUUCCAUUCAUUUCAAUGAGUGUUGUAGUGUUGUUCGGACAUGUACACUAAAUCCUCCCAAGGGGGAUUCUAUAAAGAGCAUAUUGUUCUGCUACUUCAUGUACAUGAUGGAAAUAUGCUCCUAUUCAUGUUAUUGCAAGUGUUACAUAACAUUGUGAGUGUGGUUGGACUGCUGUGUUAUUGCCGACCUGUGAAUACUUUUCUAUAUUGAUUCCAGUAUUUAUGUACCUAUUUAUUUAAUGCAUUUGAACUGUCAAUAAAUAUUUAUGAGUCGACCUUA